UUGUCGCGCUCGAGCAGAAGACUCGACGCUGUCAAGGAAACGCGCACGCUGGACGCAUCGCUCCGAGAUUUACAAACAACCCAACCUGUCUCGCGCAUCGUUAUUCACAGCAUCCUUUGCAGAAAUAAACAUCAUUUGACCGACGUAUGCGAUGUAACAAAACAGAGGAAGAGCGAUAUUAGGAUUGAAAUCAGAAAGACGCCUCGCCAGCGCUUGAUAUACACAGUAGUCAGUCAUGCCGCUGGUAAAGAGGAGUAUCGAGCCCAAGCACCUGUGUCGAGGGGCUCUUCCUGAUGGAGUCCCCAGUGAACUGGAGUGCGUCACCAACAGCACACUGGCAGCCAUCAUUAAACAACUGGGCAGCCUGAGCCGACACGCGGAGGACAUCUUUGGAGAGCUGUUUAAUGAAGCCAACAGUUUCUACAUGCGUAUGAAUAACCUGCAGGAGAGAGUGGACCUGCUGGCCAUCAAAGUCACCCAGCUGGACUCCACUGUGGAAGAGGUCUCUCUGCAAGACAUCAACAUGAGGAAGGCCUUCAAGAGCUCCACCAUUCAGGAUCAACAGGUGGUUUCCAGGAACUCAAUCCCUAACCCUGUCCUGGAGCUUUACCACCGUGGAGACAAACCACCUCCUCUUAAUAUUCUCAGCCCAUACAGAGAUGACAAGAAGGACGCGCUGAAGUUCUACACUGACCCCUCCUACUUCUUCAUCCUCUGGAGAGAGAAAAUGCUGCAAGCCACAGAGGACAAACGAAAAGAAAAGAGAAGACAGAAGACCAGCGGCUCAGGCCAGACUCACUCAGACCAGACUAAGUCCCACUCCAGGCAGGCCCUUCUCAGAAGCCCCCUCCUGUCCUCCGAGCAGCAGAAACAGGUGGAGGAUCCCAGCCGUGAGGUGAAGAAGGUUCGCAAGGCUCGCAAUCGUAGACAAGAGUGGAACGUAAUGGCGUAUGAUAAGGAGUUUCGCCCAGAUGCCCGCUUCACGCCUUCUCCAUACCACGGCAUGUCAUCUGAGGGCUCACUGUCACCAGACAACAGGUCAGUUGCGUCAGACAUGGGUGAGCACUCUUACCCAGGUAGCCCGAGUCACCCAGCUCAGCAGAUGGCAGUGAGCAGCGCUUAUUCUGCUGCCGAUGGCAAAGAACACCUCAUGGCUCCCUCUCAUGUCCAAACUCAGUCUCUGGACCGUGGCUACCGGCCUGCCCCUUCCUCCGCUGCUCCACCUGGAAGACAGACUAUUGGCCGAGUUCAGACCUCCCAUGGACAGCCAAUCACAGACCCUGCUCUCAAUGGGCCACGUCCACUGCAGACUAAAGACUACAGUGGUCAGCAGUCUCAGCAUCGGGAGUAUUUUGUUCCUCCAGCUCCUCCUCCACCACCUCCACUCAUUCCCUCAGCCCAGACUGCCUUUGACAGUCCCACAGGCCCCUCCUCUGCUCCGGCCAGUGCCAUGCCUUCUCUGUCCCAGACCUAUAGCCAGUCUCCUCCGACUCCUGCUCUCCCUGCUUCCUAUACCCCUUCCCCAACCCAUCCUCCUCCUGCAGCCCCUCCACCACCUCCACCCGGGCCACCCACACACCCUCACCCGCACCCCAUGCCAGCUGCCUCUGUGGAAGCACCGGUUGUGCCCAGGAAGGGUCAGGUCCCUCUUAUCCCGAUGAGCGACGCUCGCAGCGACCUGCUGGCGGCCAUCAGACGAGGGAUCCAGCUGCGUAAAGUGCAGGAACAGAGGGAACAGGAAGCGAAAAAGGAGCCAGUUGGAAAUGACGUGGCCACUAUAUUAUCACGUCGCAUCGCGGUGGAGUACAGCGAAUCUGAUGAAGACUCUGAGCUGGACGAAAACGAAUGGUCCGACUGAGACAACUAAAAACAGCAUAGAGGAAUAAAAAAAAAGAAGUAAGCGUUAUACUGUAGGUUUCAGAGAACACAAUUAUCACAACUAAUGUAGCAUGCCGAUGUCUGUCUGCACUAAUAAAAUAUGGGGGGAAAAGGGCUGCGUAACCACAAACUUUCCCAUUUUAGAUCAUACGUCUAAAAUGGAAGCCUUGACAGUGAAGUUUAAUGAGAGUUUUGACCCCAUUGAACUACGUCUGUUAGAGAUGGGCUCGUGUGCGCAGCUGAGACUAUUCAUCACUUUCUCACAGUGUGACGAUCCUACCAUCUGUCCUCUCUCAAUAACCUUACAACACGACCUUAUAAUUAUAUGACCAGUCAGCUGGAUGAUCAUGCAAUGCCAAUUUUAGUCAGAAACAUAUUUGAGGCAGAUGUACUAUACAUUUUUUUAUGUUCAAGACUACCGUUUUGACCUCUGGAAUGCAUGUUGUACCAAGCAUCAAGCUGAUUGUUGAAAUUAAAAUCGCUAUAGCAAUAUUUCUGAGCGAUUUAAUAAGGCAGAGCACAAAUUCACAGCUGAUGUUUAGUUAGAAUUUUGUCUAAUGAAGUUAUUCAUGUUUAUGUUAGUAAGAUCCCAGCUGAUUAAGGGAACGCUUUACCUGCUUUUGCAAAUAGGCUAAUUUUACAACUCGCCUAGAGUUAUGUUUUAACCUUUUUAAAUCCGUUCAUCUGAUCUCUGGGUGUAUUGGGAGCAAUUUUAGCUUAGCAUAGAUCAUUGGAUCGAAUUAGACCCUUAGCAUCUCACU
This is a messenger RNA of Danio rerio (zebrafish), 2639 nucleotides long. Its product is annotated as zgc:109889. Gene Ontology annotation, cellular component: cytoskeleton. Gene Ontology annotation, molecular function: actin binding. NCBI's taxonomy places the organism in Eukaryota, Metazoa, Chordata, Actinopteri, Cypriniformes, Danionidae. The record is from RefSeq and is marked predicted. Gene Ontology annotation, biological process: actin cytoskeleton organization.